AAGAGUCCCUGAUCGCAGUGUUCGCGACACGCAGUUGUGUACGAAGACCCCUUCUGUGUGUAUUGUUGUUUCCUGCCAGCCUCACGUUCAUUCUUUCACUUCUAUCCAUCUCUCCCUACUAUCUCGCUCGUGAGCUUGGCAGUUGUGGGAUUCUCUCAAAGUUUGUUCCGCAAGUUUACGUGGGAAGUACUCAUUGCUGGUUGUGAUCGGUUUAAGAUCCUCUGUGCGCACGUAAAGGUGACGCUGCUCAAAAAGGUUCGCAAUUUUUCCGGUUGAUUGUCUCCCCUUCGCGAAAACGUCGAGGCUUCUGUGACGUUUUCGGUGUGCAAGUCGACUUUGUGAUUGACUUCAAUUUGGUGCUCUACCUCCUACUUGAAAACUACGAUGUGUACUUUUUACACUUCUUUCGCACUCCUGCCGACCACGGAUUUCCAGCCGUCGGUGAUGCGUUCCGCACAGUGCAUUCUGUUGCCACAUUGCAAGCAUGUCGAGCGAACUGGUGCACGAAGGGCCUGCAAACUGGAAGUUGUUGCAAGGCCUCACAAGCGUGGGUAUAUCACGGUUGCGUGUAAGGCUGGUCACCAGUGGGUGUGGUGCCAGCGAUGCUGUGACUGUAACUUGGAGUAUAAGGGUUGUACUCAACCGCAACACUGGCUUGAACGUGAUUCAUUUGACACUGGCAAAAGGAAUCAUAUGCAAUGCCAUUCGACUAAUUGCUCCACACCACCGAAGGUUCUUGGAAAGAGGCAGCGUUCAUCGCCAACCUGUGUUGCCACUGCGGAAUCGUCAGCACCGAGGCUGCUUCCAAUCUCGGCAUUGCUCUCAAACGCUUGCAAUGAUGGCAACAAAAUCCCAACGCUUGUAACUCCUGACCUGCAGUUUGAUAAGCAUCUGCAACCGUCUUGCGCCUUGCCACCGUCGACUUACCCUAUCAUGCAACCACUGCAAGAUGCUACUGUUGACUCGAAGAAGAAUGUUUGCAUGCUUGGUCAUUGCAAGUAUGUCGACAGGAAGCAAUCCAAGUUCUGCAUGUGUUCUCUGACCUUGCGAAGUCAUCCUCGCGGAUUGACAAUGAUCUCUUGCUCGGCGGGACACCAAUACGUGUGGUGCCGUCAAUGCUGCAACUGUACGCCCGCUGGAUCAUAUGGAUGUAAAAAUCCAAAUCACUGGCUGGAGCGGGAUAGCUUUGAUACCGGUAAGAGAAAUCACAUGCAGAGACACAUCAAGGAUGAAGUUGACGUGAAACCUCUUCUUGGUCUGUCUUGCACGAAUGACAGUCCGUCGCCAGAACCUUUGCAUGAAAUCGGCGAAGGGAAUGAACUCAAGCGAAUCAAGCUGAUGCCUGAAGAAGUCAAGCUUCCGGCAGUGACCGAACUGCGAGCAUCGUUUGGUUCGCAUGUUUGCUUUGAUGGUCAAAAGCAGGUCGAAUCGUCCGAUGACCUCGCAAGCCAGCUCGGUUCGGUGAACACGACUGCAGCCGUUCUCGCGCUCGUCGCCCUGCAGCAGUCUUUUGCAGUCGAAUGAUGUAGCAUUUUCGCACUUCUUACUUCUAUUAAUCCCUCCAUGUGUGCACACUAAUCUUUGUAUUAUAUUUUGCUUACUUGAGUUGAACUUGUAUUAAAAUGAGAUAUACC
Molecule: messenger RNA, 1634 nt
Organism: Guillardia theta CCMP2712
Lineage: Eukaryota; Cryptophyceae; Pyrenomonadales; Geminigeraceae
Exons: 2
Coding region: 445-1524 (359 amino acids)
Source: RefSeq, a predicted model, not a curated record